AAUUAAUGUUUGACUCGAGUCUUCUCUUUUUUUUUUUUUUUUUUAGAGCUGUCAUCUCCGAGACUCAUGCGAGUCAGGUUCUCUCUCUGUCUCACCCUCUUUUCUUCCUCUCCUUUCCUUUCCCCACACCACCGACAAUUCUCUCCGCAUCUGGACACACCAUCCAUCAUCUCCGACAAAAGUCGUCUGUCUCUGAUCAUCGCAAUGCACGCUCUAAAGGACAAAGUCUCCCAGAAGCUUUCGAAUCUCUUCGCCGAUUCCCCUUCCCAAUCUGCAUCUCCUCGCCAUUCCCUCACCGAUUCUCCCAAGGCUUCAGGGAAAUCGUUUACUUCCUAUUUCUCAUUUGGUGCUCGAAACGAGAACGAAGACACCGAAUCUGAAUCACCACCACCUCCUCCUCCUCCAAUUAGAACAGACAGCUACGAGUCUGUUGAGAAUUGCAAAAAGAACCAAGCUUCUUCGACAACGGUCGGUAAUGAUGACUACGAAGGAGAGAUGAAGGAGUUAACAGAGAGCUCUGCUUUUAUCUCUCCUGACUUGUGCGAGUUCUUGCACGCGUGUCUUCCUAAUAUCGUUAGAGGAUGCAAAUGGGUCUUGGUAUACAGUACGUUGAAGCAUGGGAUAUCGCUUCGUACGCUUCUGCGUAAAAGUGCUGAGCUUCCUGGUCCUUGUUUGCUGGUUGCUGGAGACAAACAAGGUGCGGUUUUUGGUGCUAUGCUGGAAUGUCCGUUAACAACUACUCCUAAGAGGAAAUAUCAGGGUACAAGCCAGACAUUUUUGUUCACAACUAUUUAUGGUCAACCUCGCAUAUUUAGACCUACCGGUGCCAACCGAUAUUACUACAUGUGUAUGAAUGAGUUUUUGGCUUUUGGAGGUGGAGGAAGCUUUGCCCUAUGUUUAGACGAAGAUUUGUUGAAAGCAACAAGUGGACCUUCUGAAACAUUUGGCAACGAAUGCUUAGCUAGCAGCGCAGAGUUUGAAUUGAAGAAUGUCGAGCUGUGGGGAUUUGCGCAUGCGUCUCAGUACCUCUCCUCCUGAUCCUGGAGAUUCUUUCUUUGACGAGAAUUGAUAUUAUCUCAAAAAGAAAGCUUACCCAUCUUUUUGUAUCUGUUAAUUGUUUCAAAGUUAUGAUUAGGCUUAAAGACAGUUUCCAGAGUUUUACAUGAUUGUAUCUGUGUUACCAAGAAUACUAUUCAGCUCUGACAUUUUAUUUUUCUGAGAACAAAAGUGUAAUUUUUUUGUUUUAUACAUAUAAGAUUAAUGUGGGU
Brassica rapa (field mustard) is the source of this 1268-nucleotide messenger RNA. Its product is annotated as TLD domain-containing protein 2. Lineage: Eukaryota; Viridiplantae; Streptophyta; Magnoliopsida; Brassicales; Brassicaceae. The record is from RefSeq and is a predicted model, not a curated record.